Neltuma alba is the source of this 1778-nucleotide messenger RNA. Its product is annotated as UDP-N-acetylglucosamine diphosphorylase 1. Gene Ontology annotation, biological process: UDP-N-acetylglucosamine biosynthetic process. Gene Ontology annotation, molecular function: UDP-N-acetylglucosamine diphosphorylase activity. The record is from RefSeq and is a predicted model, not a curated record. The transcript has 15 exons. The coding region runs from base 63 to 1544 and encodes 493 amino acids. NCBI's taxonomy places the organism in Eukaryota, Viridiplantae, Streptophyta, Magnoliopsida, Fabales, Fabaceae.
AAACCAACAAAGACGAAACACUUCACACGAAGCACUGAGGGAGAGAGAGAGAGACGGAGAGAAUGAGAGAGCCUUCGUCGGUGGGAUUGGAUGGGAACGGCGUCGUAUCUUCGCUGACGGCGCCACCACAGCAUCUGCUUGAGAGGCUCAAGGAUUAUGGUCAGGAGGACGCUUUUGCCCUCUGGGACGAGCUUUCCCCGGGAGAACGUGACCUACUUGUUAAGGACAUCGAAAAUGUAGAUCUCCCGAGGAUUGACCGGAUUAUCCGAUGUUCACUUCGAUCUCAAGGACUACCUGCAGCUGCCAUUGAGCCGGUGCCAGAGAGUACCGUGUCGACGGUGGAGGAGCGAACCAUAGAAGAAAGAGAGCGAUGGUGGAAGAUGGGUUUAAAGGCUAUAUCAGAUGGGAAGUUAGCUGUAUUGCUUUUAUCGGGUGGCCAGGGGACGCGCCUUGGAAGUUCAGAUCCAAAAGGAUGUUUCAAUAUUGGACUUCCAUCGGGAAAGUCACUUUUCCAACUGCAAGCAGAGCGAAUUUUGUGUGUACAGAGACUGGCUGCGCAAGCUACAAAUGAGAGUUCUACUUCUUCAGUGCAAAUACACUGGUACAUCAUGACUAGUCCAUUCACUGAUGAUGCAACACGGAAAUUCUUUGAAAGUCAUAAAUUUUUUGGUCUUGACCCAGACCAAGUUACCUUCUUCCAGCAAGGGACCAUCCCUUGUGUUUCCAAGAGCGGUAGAUUUAUAAUGGAAACUCCAUACAGAGUAGCUAAGGCUCCUGAUGGGAAUGGUGGAGUAUAUUCAGCUCUGAAAUAUUCGAGGUUAUUGGAAGAUAUGGCCUCAAGAGGAAUUAAGUAUAUUGAUUGCUACGGAGUUGAUAAUGCGCUGGUCCGAGUUGCUGAUCCAGCUUUCCUGGGUUACUUCAUUGAUAAAGGAGUAGCUGCUGCAGCCAAAGUUGUCCGCAAGGCAUAUCCCCAAGAAAAGGUUGGUGUAUUUGUACGUCGAGGGAAAGGUGGACCUCUUACUGUAGUUGAAUACAGUGAGUUGGAUCCAUCUCUAGCUUCUGCGGUCAAUCAAGAAACUGGCCGUCUUCGUUUUUGUUGGAGUAAUGUGUGCUUACACAUGUUCACUCUGGAUUUUCUGAACCAAGUCGCUAAUGGCCUUGAGAAAGACAGCAUUUACCAUCUUGCAGAGAAGAAAAUCCCUUCCAUACAUGGAUUUACAAUGGGAUUAAAACUGGAACAGUUCAUAUUUGAUGCAUUUCCAUAUGCUCCUACGACUGCACUUUAUGAGGUACUACGGGAAGAAGAAUUUGCACCAGUGAAAAAUGCAAAUGGAUCCAAUUUUGACACUCCAGAUAGUGCUAGACUUCUUGUUCUUAGACUCCAUAGUCGUUGGGUGGUUGCUGCUGGUGGCUUCUUAACUCACUCGGUGCCGUUAUAUGCAACUGGUGUUGAAGUCUCGCCAUUGUGUUCAUAUGCCGGAGAAAAUCUAGAACCUAUCUGUCGAGGAAGAACAUUCCAUGCGCCUUCUGAGAUUACAUUCUAGUUCUAGUCUGUGCUCCUAAUUUUUGCGGCCUUCUUGUGAGCUUGUACCAUGAGUUCUUUUUCUCGUACAUAUAACCAAACAAAUUUGUGCAUGCUAAUUGUCAUUCGCUUGUACAAUUAUCAAUAUAUGUUUCUUCUCCAAUCUGCUUGAUUGGAUAAUGAAUAUAUGGUUAUGCCUCAUGAUUUUGGUCAUAUAUUUGCGAGCAACUUUGACAAUUUGAUUCUUGGUUUGUUA